Phoenix dactylifera (date palm) is the source of this 1120-nucleotide messenger RNA. RefSeq lists its product as uncharacterized. The record is from RefSeq and is a predicted model, not a curated record. NCBI's taxonomy places the organism in Eukaryota, Viridiplantae, Streptophyta, Magnoliopsida, Arecales, Arecaceae.
CCCGAUUAUAUGCUACCAAGCGCGACCGUGGGCUGGACCUCGAGCCUUUCGCGCCUCAGCGUGACCGUGGACAAGCCCUGGUUCACCUCUCGCGAAACAGCACCACCCCGGCGCGGCGCUCCCGCCCUCCGUGGCUGGCGGUCGUAUCACCACCCACCUCGGCUAGGGUGGAGGGAAGAAAACUCGGGGAGGAGAUGUUCGCAACGCUAGCCCGGUGGAUGGCGAAGAAGCCGAAACCGAAGAUGAAGCCUAUCGAGCCACGGAUGCCGCCUGAACAGGUACAGACCGUUAGCCGCACCAUCUUCGACAUCGUCAAGGAGCACGGCCCUCUCACCAUCGCUGAAACCUGGGAACACCUCAAGGGUGUUGGUUUGAGAGGGUUGACUAGCAAAAGGCAUAUGAAGAUACUAUUGAGAUGGAUGAGGGAGAGGCAGAAGCUGCGGUUAAUCUGUAAUCAUGAUGGAUCUCACAAGCAAUUCCUCUAUACUACCUGGUUUACCAAUCCCAAAACCAUGCCCCCGAGGCCGAGAAAGGGAACUUCAGAGCCAUGACUGAAUAGAAUUUGAAGAAAGUUCCUAUGCAGGCUCUGCAAAUCAGUUUUAUGAUAAUUGCAAUUGAUCACCCUUUCAGCAUGUACAACUUGAUUUGCAGUAUCAGAAAAUAUCAUUGCUGCUGCCGUAUCCAUCAAAUGGCCAAGUUAAAUUAUUGGUAGAGAGGAUGAUUGUCGAGAUGGCUCUACAUGGCUCAUCGUUGUUCUGUACAUCCUUUUUUUUUGCUUGUUCAGAAUAAUUUAAAUCUUGCUCUCUACAUAGAAAGUCAUCAGAAGGACUCUUUCAUUACCUUUUGAUUUUCUCAAAGUACGUUGAAGAUGACUCUCCAAACAGGUAUUUUCAGUUCAGUAGGCAGAUCUUAGAAAGCCUAGGCUUUGGCUCUUCCACCAAAAGAAAAAGAGGAAAAUGUCACAUCUCUAACAUUGUGUGGGAUGCUGUGAUGAAGCUGAAGACACCAAGGCAGUAUAAUUGAGACAACAAAUAUGUCACAUCAUUUCCGUUUGUGCAAAUUACCGUUCUUGUGUUCUGUUUAUAUUUGGCUUCUUGUAUAAAAAAAAAAGUUUACUGGG